Messenger RNA from Penicilliopsis zonata CBS 506.65, 693 nucleotides. RefSeq lists its product as hypothetical. The record is from RefSeq and is a predicted model, not a curated record. The annotation marks the transcript as partial. Lineage: Eukaryota; Fungi; Ascomycota; Eurotiomycetes; Eurotiales; Aspergillaceae. The transcript has 2 exons.
CAGUGGUGUAUGUGAUAUCUCCUCCUGAUAUUUUCUCUCCCGUUUCCCACCACACUGUCCGUAGAAUUGACCGGGUACGAGUGGACACAACUGGAGAGUGAGGACCGCCGGGGACUUCCUAAGUAGAUUUCUCCGACAAGAGACAGGAGAGGACAGACGAGGACAGACGAGGACAGACAAAAAGAUGUUCUCAAUCGUCUCCGCGAGACAGUCAGGGUCAGCCAAGGAGGAGCUGAGCAGGGAAGGAAGUGGAAACCUCAAGGGUAAAAAAGCGGACCCCGCGGUGGAGGUGGUGGAACAGGCAAGGAUGGAAAACGAGAGCAGAGCAGAAGAGAAGAGAAGAGGAAACGAAAGUAGAAGGUGUAUAGAGAGAAAUCGAGAUCCAAAAAAGACCAAGGAGAGAGACGGUGAGUGAGGGGGAAGUGGGAAGAGGAGCAGGACUCCUGACAGAGUCAGUCGAGUCUACCGACGGUAGGGAAAGAGUAAGAGUAAUAGUCGUUGUUAGUCGCAGCGAACGACUCGAUCAGUGCAGUGAGUGGCUCCGCCUGGAGGGAGUGAUUUAUGGAGACACUCUUUGUUUCGAAAUAGAAUAAUAAUAACGACUAAAUAUUUAGUAGAUUUAUUUAAUAAAGGAGUGUAAGAAGUGCUGGAAUUAUUUUAUUAAUUAUUGGAAUACCCGUCCUUACUCCACCA